UCCUUUUCCGCUUUUCUCCAUCAGAAGCAGCUGUCUGACUGAAAGGAGAAGAGGAGAGGAGGAAGAAAUCAGAACGGAGGAGAGAAGGGCUCUCAUCUCCGACCAAGGCACGCCGCCUCUGUUUGUAUACAGUACGCUUCCCAGCCAGCGCAGCUUUUUCUUCCAGCCCUCCCUUGCUCUCUCUUCAUUGUUCUCUUCCCGGCGGUGGCGGUGGCGGCGGCAGCGGGAGCAGCCAGUCAAGAGGCUGUCACGACAGACGGAAGGGAAAAGAGCGAGCCUCUCCUCCUUUCUCCCUCUCCCACCCGCACACACCUACCAGCACUUGACUCUGCGAGCGGCGAGUAGGCUCGUGGCACUUCCGAAUUGCGCUCCCAGAUCUCCUCUUUAAUGUUAGGCGAGACGCAGAACCUGUCAGGAAAGGAGAAAAAAGAGUGAUAGAAAGAGGGAAGGAGGAAAAGGAGAGUUUUCCCUUUCUUGAGCCACAAGGCAGAAAGGUUUUCAUUCGACUAAAAAUAAUUUUAAGAAAUAGGUUUUAAUCGCCAAGUGGCUAGAUAGAAGGGCUCUUCCAUCCUUCCGCCCUGCUCUGCCUGCGCUAAACUCACGCCUCUUUUUUUUUUCAUCUACUUGGGAUCGUCCCUUGGGGGAUCCAAGGAUCAUGAGCCGCUGGGUAGCCGCCUGGUUCCUGUUGUGCUUGAGUCUCGAACCCCCUUCGUUCGCCAAAGGCGAUGCAUGUGACUCUAAUCCUUGUGAAAAUGGAGGCAUCUGUGUGUCUGGUUUGGAUGGUUUCUAUACUUGCGAAUGUCCUGAUGGCAUCACAGAUUCCAAUUGUUCUAAUGUUAUGGAGGUUGGGCCAUGUCUCCCUAAUCCCUGCCAUAAUGGUGGAACAUGUGAAAUCAGUGAAGCCUACAGAGGAGACACGUUCAUAGGCUACAUCUGCAAAUGUCAAGCUGGAUUUAAUGGAAUACACUGCCAGCACAAUGUGAAUGAGUGUGAAGCUGAACCCUGCAAGAAUGACGGUAUUUGUACAGAUCUGGUAGCUAACUAUUCCUGUGAGUGCCCAGGUGAAUUCAUGGGACGAAAUUGCCAAUAUAAAUGCUCUGGACCAUUGGGAAUAGAAGGAGGAAUCAUUUCUAACCAACAGAUUACUGCAUCAUCCACCCAUCGGGCUCUUUUUGGGCUCCAGAAAUGGUAUCCCUACUAUGCACGACUUAACAAGAAAGGUCUUAUAAAUGCUUGGACUGCAGCAGAAAAUGACAGAUGGCCAUGGAUUCAGAUAAACCUACAACGAAAAAUGAGAAUCACUGGAGUUAUCACACAAGGUGCCAAGAGAAUUGGAAGCCCAGAAUACAUUAAAUCAUACAAAAUUGCAUAUAGCAAUGACGGUAAAUUAUGGAGCACAUACAAAGUGAAAGGCACCUUUGAAGAUAUGGUUUUCCAUGGAAAUGUGGAUAAUAAUACACCUUAUGCAAAUUCUUUCACCCCGCCAAUAAAAUCUCAGUAUAUACGAUUGUAUCCUCAAGUCUGUAGAAGGCAUUGUACUUUGCGAAUGGAACUUCUUGGCUGUGAAUUAUCAGGUUGUUCUGAACCUUUGGGGAUGAAAUCAGGACAUAUACAGGAUUAUCAGAUCACUGCUUCCAGUAUAUUCAGAACACUCAACAUGGAUAUGUUCACAUGGGAACCCAGGAAAGCUCGACUAGACAAACAAGGCAAAGUUAAUGCCUGGACAUCAGGACACAGUGACCAGUCUCAGUGGCUACAGAUUGAUCUUCUUGUCCCUACAAAAGUCACUGGCAUCAUUACUCAAGGAGCUAAAGAUUUUGGUCAUGUUCAGUUUGUGGGUUCCUAUAAAGUCGCCUAUGGCAAUGAUGGACAACACUGGACCAUAUAUCAGGAUGAAAAGCAAAAAAAAGAUAAGGUUUUCCAGGGAAACUUUGACAAUGAUACUCACAGAAAGAACGUUAUUGAUCCUCCAAUCUAUGCACGGCACAUAAGGAUCCUUCCCUGGUCAUGGUAUGGCAGAAUCACUUUACGGUCAGAGCUUUUGGGCUGUACAGAAGAGGACUGAUGCAUAGAUCUGCACUUAAUAGCACAACUCUUGAUAUUUCUAAAUAUAUAUAAAUAUAUAUAUAAACUCCAUAGAAGAAACUGCAAAACCUGUAGGAAGUUGAAUGGGCUUUUCAUGAAUAAGUGCUCACUUUCUGGUAGGCUGUUCUCUUUUGUAAGGAAGUCUAAGCCUGCCCUUAAAAUGGUCCGAUUCUGAUGCAUAUUCUUACCUCUUUUUUUUUGUUCUUUUGUUCCCUUUUAAAUCUGCUCCAAUUAUUUCUCUGUUUUACUGUGAAAGUUCAAGUUCUCUUCUGAGUUGUUCUCAUUGGCUAAAAUGUGAUAAGAGAUAAAACAAAAAUGCCAUCAUUUUUGCAAGGGAAAUGAACAUGGUUUUACAGAGUUCAUUAGUAAUCUGAGAACAAGCUGAUGGAUGUCAUUAUUUCCAAACCCAUGCAGUCAUCUUACAAGUGAUACUGUGGCUUUAGCAAUAAGUUUUUUCUCGGGAAUGACUUCAUUUGAUUCUUUCCCUUGUGCCUAUCAUAUACUGUCAUGACAAAUGAUACUAUUUUUGAAAACAAAAAUCUGUGGUCUGCGGUCCUUCCGAUGUCACACACUACAUUUUGUAAUUUCUUUUAAAAGAGCUGAGUCCACGCACUUUAGAUUUCGUUUCCAGUUGUUUCGCUUUUCACUGAGCACAAUGGGAACAUUUCAUUGUCUUUUACAUUUAAUCCCAUUAACUGCUGCUAUUUAUUUUCGGUGAGCAAAGCUGAAUUUUAUAGGACAAAAUCUGUCAUUAUGAUUAAUAAUUACAUUAUGAAGUCUAUGAUUUUGUAAAUGAAUUCAGCUUACAGGUUUUUUCCCCCCAAAACAAUGCUGGGCUGACAAGUAUAUGGACCAAAUCUGAAGUUGAUUCUCAGUUAAAAGAAAGUUGCAUAAAUAGCUUAAUAUGGCC
Pantherophis guttatus is the source of this 2995-nucleotide messenger RNA. RefSeq names its product EGF like and discoidin domains 3 (gene EDIL3). Gene Ontology annotation, cellular component: plasma membrane. The record is from RefSeq and is a predicted model, not a curated record. Gene Ontology annotation, molecular function: calcium ion binding; signaling receptor activity. Lineage: Eukaryota; Metazoa; Chordata; Lepidosauria; Squamata; Colubridae.